AUGAGCCACCCUACCGUUGACGAUGGCUCUUUGGCCGAAGUCAUAAACUCCUUGAAAUCCAUCCAGCAGACUCAGUCUGACCUUGUGGCUGCUGUCGACUUGCUGAACCAACGAUACCAACAGCUGCCUGUUGAUUCUGAUGCAGCCACACUCGAUCCGAAUCCAUCCCUCAGCGAGAUCCCUGAAAGAUCUCGAACCCCCGAGCCUUCCGAUGCCGUUGGUGAAUCUGCCAAGAGCUCUUCGUCCGAUUUGACCUUGCAGGCCCCAGCUUUGCCCUCGUCACCCAGCCAGCGAUCCGGCCUCACUUCCCGCAUCAUCCUAACGACUUAUCCAAAGCAGAUCGGCAUCAACCCUCUCCCCAUGAAUUGGGGCGAAUCGGACCCCCAUCGUCGUGGGCCAGUUGUUGUUUCUCGUUCAUCUACCACUAUUGGAAGACGUAACGGUCCCGGUGGUUCUUACUCCAUCUACUAUGCCCUGGCUGUUGCCAGCAAGCAACUUAAUCUCGAGCAUAGACCCGACUUCACCAACACGGAGCCGGCUGCUAAGAUUGGCCCCUUCCCUCAAUGGGGAGAUCCCAAGAAGAUCGUCGCCAUGGAUCCCUGGGGCCAUCUGUCUCCCUGGCUCUUCAAGGACACUAUCGAGAAGCACAACGUCGACAUUCGCCCAACCAUCGCCAUCACUAAGGCACAUAUGAAGCUUCCCGAGCUGGAGGAGAGUGUCAAGAGUGGAAGACUUGUUCCUGACGGCAAAGUCUGCUUGAACGAGCUUGGAGAGCUGGCCGUAACCAAGUUCGCCGUCGAGCCGGUUUGGUAUCUCCCCGGCGUAGCUGAAAGAUUCGGCAUCGAUGAGGGGGCCUUGCGAAGGUCUCUUUUCGAACACACUGGUGGCAGCUACCCCGAGUUGAUUACCCGCAACGAUAUUAAAGUGUUUCUGCCCCCCAUAGGUGGUCUGACAGUAUACUGUUUCGGCGACCCGGCCAAAAUGUCCGACGAGUCAGUACGACUGGCAUUGCGAAUCCACGAUGAGUGCAAUGGUAGCGACGUUUUUGGAUCCGAUAUCUGCACAUGUCGCCCUUAUCUCAUAUUCGGCAUCGAAGAGGCAGUCAAGGAGGCGCAGAAUGGCGGGAGUGGUGUCGUUAUUUACUUCCGAAAAGAGGGCAGAGCCCUCGUCGUGUACAACGCUCGUAAGCGCGGAGAAGACCGAGCAUCGGACUACUUUAAGAGGACAGAGAACAUUGCUGGAGUGAAGGAUAUGCGAUUCCAGGCUCUCAUGCCCGAUAUCCUGCACUGGCUCGGAAUCCGCAAGAUCGACAGAAUGCUGAGCAUGAGCAAGUCAGUAGCUCCUCCCCAUCCGAGAUACCAUGACGCUAACGUGAACCACAACAGCAUGAAACAUGAUGCCAUUGUAGGACAAGGAAUUCCCAUUCACGAGCGUGUCGAGCUCCCCGAGGAGUGGAUUCCCGCAGAUUCUCGCGUCGAGAUUGAUGCAAAGAUUACUGCAGGAUACUUCACCGCCGGAAAGCGCAUGACCGAAGAAGAGUUAAGAGCUGUGCAGGGCAGGAUGUGGGAAGACUCCUGCAGAGAUGGCAUUCGCUAG
This is a messenger RNA of Colletotrichum abscissum, 1596 nucleotides long. RefSeq names its product GTP cyclohydrolase II. The transcript has 16 exons. The record is from RefSeq and is a predicted model, not a curated record. Bases 1 to 1596 code for a protein of 531 amino acids. NCBI's taxonomy places the organism in Eukaryota, Fungi, Ascomycota, Sordariomycetes, Glomerellales, Glomerellaceae.